ACACAUAUAUAGAUGGAGUUAGGUCUAUGAUCUCUGUAUAUAUUUAUAUACACACAUAUGUAUUUUUAAACUAUUACAUGAAGCAAAUAGUACAGUUGAUUUCAUAUAACAAGAGUUAUUGGAUGUAUAUGGGCAAAAGUUAAUGCAUAUGGGCAAAUAAAUUGAUGAACUUACAGACUCAUUUAUUUGACAUAUAUUUAUUGUGUGGUCUCUAUUGAAUGCUGGGUAUCUUCCAGGAGCCUAAAAUUCAGCAGUGAAUGUAACAGCUCAAAUCCUUGUCCUCAAGUGGCUAAUAUUCUAAUCGAGGGAGAAGACAACAAACAAAGUUAAUAAGCAAAAUAUUCAACAUACUAGUUGAUAGGAAGUUCUUUGGUGAAAAAUAAAGUAAGAGGAAAAGAAUGAGAGGAAGCUCUAAAAGCAACUGAAGAUUUACAUGAAGAAGCUGCCAGGCAGCGAGAGUGAGAGUGAGAGGAAGCGCCAUGAGUUCAACAGGCAGGUCACAGUUCAGUGGAAAGAAAAGGAUUUCCAGGGCACGUUGGAGUGCCACAAAGAGGGCGAGGCCCUCCUCAUCCUCAACCUGGUGACAGACUUGAAGCCCCAGAUGCUGUUGGACACAGUGCCCUGUCUCUCCGCCUACCUGCUCUACAUGUGCAUCCGGCUCGCGGACCAAACCAACGAUGAUCUCAAGGUGCACUCCCUGAUGACCUCCACCACCAACAGCACUAAGAAAGUCCUGAAGAAGCACAGUGAUGACUUUGAGAUGACGUCAUUCCUGUUAUCCAACACCUGCCACCUUCUUCACUGUCUGAAGCGGUACAGCGGGGAUGAGGGCUUCAUGACUCAGAAUACAGCAAAGCACAACGAACACUGCCUUAAGAACUUUGACCUCACCGAAUACCGUCAGGUACUGAGCGACCUUUCCAUUCAGAUCUACCAGCAGCUCUUUAAAAUUGCCGAGGGUGUGUUACAGCUGAUGAUAGUUUCUGCCAUGUUGGAAAAUGAGAGCAUUCAGGGUCUAUCUGGUGUGAAGCCCACUGGCUCCCAGAAGCACUCCUCCAGCAUGGCAGAUGGGGAUAACUCAUACCGCCUGGAAGCUAUCAUCCGCCAGAUGAAUGCCUUUCAUACAGUCAUGUGUGACCAGGGCUUGGACCCUGAGAUCAUCCUGCAGGUAUUCAAACAGCUCUUCUUCGUGAUCAACCCAGUGACUCUUAAUGACCUGCUCCUGCGGAAGGACGUCUGCUCUUGGAGCACAGGCAUGCAACUCAGGUACAGUAUAAGUCAGCUUGAGGAGUGGCUUUGAGGAAGAAACCUUCACCAGAGUGGAGUAGUUCAGACCAUGGAACCUCUGAUCCAAGCAGCCCAGCUCCUGCAAUUAAAGAAGAAAACCCAGGAGGAUGCAGAGGCCAUCUGCUCCCUGUGUGCCUCUCUCAGCACCGAGCAGAUUGUCAAAAUUUUAAACCUUUAGCCUCCCCUGAAUGAAUUUGAAGAACAGGUAACAGUGGCCUUUAUACAAACGAUCCAGGCACAACUACAAGAGCAGAAUGACCCUCAGCAACUGCUAUUAGAUGCCAAGCAAAUGUUUCCUGUUUUGUUUCCAUUUCAUCCAUCUUCCCUAACCAUGGAGUCAAUGCCAGCAUGUCUCAAUCUGGAGUUCCUCAAUGAAGUAGAUGCAUGUUUAGUCUGAUUCCCAAUGUGAGCAAAAAGGAAGUAUAGACAGUAAAGUAAAUUCAAGGAUCUGUUAAAUCUGGUAAAAGUAGAUCAAAUCAGAGAUUGACAGCCUGUGGAGGGUGCUGAACUAUACAGAAUUAGACACAACUAUGGCGUUAUUUUUUGUACGUACUGCUCAGAAUAAAAACACUUGAAAUGUGGAAGAUUUUAAGUUUGAUUUCAGUCCAACAAAUAUACAUAAUAAUUUAUAGACACCAAGCAGUCCCCAUAGCCAUCUAAAAGAUGCCAAUUCUAUAAAAUGAAGCUGCCGAGUUUUAAUCUUUGCUUAUAACUGGAGAAUGUCCAAAUUAAAAUACUAACUAUAUAUAAGUCACAUAAAUUGCCUUCAAAGGGCUUUUAACAAAUAAUAGUACUAAUAACCAUGAUAAUGACAUAUAGUGACAUUUCCCAAAGUUUGCAAACCAUAGGUGUGGUAGAGUUUGUGGUGAGAUGUGUUAAGAACAAAAAUAUGGGGAUGAGACUUCUGAGAAAUGUCCCCAAAAUAUUUUUUAAUGGCUGAUUAUACAAAGACAGCAGUGUAACUGACCUCCAAACCAGACAUUUUGAGUACUGGUUUCUGAAGCAAAAUUAGAAGUGCCAGUCCUCAGUGUCCUCAAACGCUUUUGUGUAAUCUUGGUUUAAUGGAAGAGAUGAUUAAAAUGCUGCUACCUGAAACUCCAAGUGAGAAAGAUGGAAAAAUAAUUUGUGUCUGAUGCUAGUCCAUACACUUUCCAAGUCCCACAAAACUCUCACAAAAAUGUAUAAGCUAAAUAUUACAAAACGAUAACAACUUGUUUUAUUUAUAGAUGUAAAAUCCAAACAAUGUGAAAGCUUUUAAUCUCUUAAUACCAUUAAGCCUCCAGUAAGAGCCUCAUAUAAUGCUCUACUAUUCCAAACAACUGAAUAGUAAAACAAACUAACCUCGCACAUCAGAUUAUCUGAAAAACCUUCAAAAAUACUCAGUUCAGGGAUUACUAUUAUACAAAAGUUUGGGGUUUUUUCAAGAGAAUAAAAUGGCUUAGGUCAACUUUCCCCUUUCAGGUUAUUUUCAACGUUUUUCAAACGUUGUAAUUCAAAAUUGUAAAUAUCUCUCCUAUGAAAUUAGGAUUUUAAAAAAGAGUAAUUCAGUAAUAUAACAGACGUAGAUGUUUGCUGCUCUUAGAAUUUUUUGUUUGUUUGUUUUUGGGCUCUUCAAAAGCAAGCAUUCAGUUAGAAACCCAUAUUAUUCUUUCCACACUUUUUUUAUUAUACUUAAAGUUCUAGGGUACAUGUGCACAAUGUGCAGGUUUGUUGCAUAUGUAUACAUGUGCCAUGUUGGUUUGCUGCACCCACUAACUCGUCAUUUCCAUUAGGUAUAUCUCCUAAUGCUAUCCCUCCUCCCUCCCCCCACCACACAGCAGGCCCUGGUGUGUGAUGUUCCCCUUCCUGUGUCCAAGUGUUCUCAUUGUGCAAUUCCCACCUAUGAGUGAGAACAUGCGGCAUUUGGUUUUUUGUCCUUGCGAUAGUUUGCUGAGAAUGAUGGUUUCCAGCUUCAUCCAUGUCCCUACAAAGGACAUGAACUCAUCAUUUUUUAUGGCUGCAUGGUAUUCCAUAUUCUUUCCACACAUUUUUUUUACUGUCUUUUCCCUAUUUCUUGAUAGCAGUAUGCUGUUUCCAUGAUAAGAACAAAUAGUGUUUGCCAAUCAUAGAAGAACAGCCUCUGUAUUACAUUGAGAAAAUGAGAUUUAUCCAUGGAUUGGAAGUAGAACAGCCUGCCUCCACCCUCCUUUACUCAACCACCCAACUUAAAAGGCUCUAGGAAACACAGCACACUCCAAGCUACCUUCUGUACUGUGCCCUUAGACCACAGCUUCCUCAGUCAUUCUCUGCAUCUCCUGGGGCUUAACCCAGUCUUAGCCUGCAUUGAGGCUGCUGACAGUUGUGUUCCAAUCAGUUGCCAUGGACAUUAUCCCUUCUACAUCCACAUUAAACAUGCUAGCUUCUCUUGGGUGUCUGCAGAGCUGUACCUUUUUCUUUCAGUUACAGUUACAUAAUCACUGACGUCCAUGACACUCACACAUGGAUCCAUGUGCUGACUUCAUUUAGAAGGCCAAUCUAAAACAGCUGGGUUUGUGGCUACCUCUUUAAAGUUGUUUGUGAAGUAUAAUUUGCUUUUUGAUGUACUUUAGUUUGAAACUGAGUCCCUUAUGUAAGGACUGUCCUUAAUCUUAAAAGACCAAAAAUGCCUUGUUAGAGAGUUAAGGAGUUUUGACAUACAGUGGUUCCACAAAUACAGUGGCUUAUUGUCCUUAUAUACUGUCUUACACCAUCGUUCUCUCCAUCUCUCUUGGUCACUACUGUCUGCUGUCACUGGUUAAUUACUAGAUGCCAAGAGCUUACUGAACAAAAGCUUGGCAAUCAGAAUAAAUGGGGAAGGAAGGACCUUAUGAAUUGUCUACUUAGCCUAAGAAAUGGCAGGUUUAGUUCUUCUCUUCCAAAAGAUACAGGUAUAUCACUGGAAUUGUACUUAAAAUUUAUAGAUGACUAGCAAAUAUAUACUUUAUAUGUACUUAACAUUUAGAUCAAUCUUAUUUAAUACUUGGAGGUUAGAAGAAGCAUCUUUAGGGGAACUAUAUAAUAUUCUGUUAGCAUUUUCUCUGCAUUUUUAAAAAUCAUUUCAUCUCAAACACUUAUCAGCGUCAUGAAAUCAGUAAUGACUCUUAAACAAUUCAACAUAAAGGUUUGAACUCUGCACUAGAUGUCUAAUUUUUUAAUAUUUAAAAUUUAGUUCAGGCUUUUCUCACCAGGUGCCUUUAGUGGUGACUAAGAUAACUGACUUCUCAAUUGUUUCUCUGAAAUAAGUGUUGCUGUGGGAAUAAUUUUAAUGUUCAAUGUGAUAUCAUGGUGGAGUUUUGUCUUUUAAAACAUUAGAAGCAUUUUAAAAACUAAGAAUCAAAUAUUUAUAGAUCAAACACUUGUGCUUUAAGUAUGAUACGGGACCUGUUUACAUAUAGUAAAUGUGUAUGUAUACAUGAGUUGUUGCUGAAGCCGACAAGCAUAUUACAUACAUGCAUUUUCCCUGUGCCGUCCUAGUUGCAGUUAGAGUUCUAGUACCUGUAGGCUCACCUGGGAGGCAGAUUAGACCCAAAGGUAGACAUUUUUCCCUUUCCCUGAAGCAUGAUGGUGGGAGUUGAUUCUUUGAUUUCCUUAGUACCAAACUUUAAGGCUUUUGUAAAAAACAAAACCAAAAAACUAGGAGCUUGGAACAUUUAAAAAUUAACACUGCUACCAUCAAUUCAUCAAAUAUUUACUUAGAACCUUCAUACAUUAAGAUUCUGGUAACCAAUAAAUUAGAAUUUAUUUCUUCUGCAUAAAGCAAAUUUUCAUACACUCGACCUACUGAGACAGCAAAGGUGUCCUAAUUUGAGGCAUUUGUGUAAUGCCUACAUAACUAAAUGGUAACUAAAAUGGGACAGCAUGGGGCAAGACCUUGUAGUUCUUCACAGACUAUUUGUCAUCAGUUUCUCCAAUUAAUUUGCUGCAUGAGCCAAAUAACCAUAAUUCACCUUUUGUACCCACUGGAGCCAUAAUUAGAGAAUUAGAGGGUGUAGACAGAGGUUAAUGCCAAUGACAAACACAGGGCAGGAUUUAUUAUUAUUAUAAAGGUCAUUACAUACAAAAGAUUAAAAAAAAAAUUCCUAAUUCUAACAAAGGGGAUCAACCGGAAAUGAAACUAAGCUACUUUCUGAAGUGACACUGUGUCAGAAUAAUCAAGAUUUGAAUAUAAUAUUUUGCCACCCACUGACAUUUAGAUGAAGGACUGCCUCUCCGGAAGAGUUCAGAACAUAUUCAGGGGUGAACCUAACACCAGGGAAGAAAGACUACUGAUGAAAAUAUUUUUCCACUUUGAACAAAUCUGUAAACUACACCUUUCUUUAUAGAAAAAUGCUUGGAAUAGUCACUGUAAUAUUUAGCUGUGGAUAAAAAUUUGUGAAAAUAAAUACUUUUGAAUUAGAAAAAGCAAGGAAGAAGAAUGGGGUUGAUAGGAUGUAUAUUUAAAAUAGAUUAACCAGGAACAACUGCACUGUGUUAUAUAUAUGUGUGAUAAUAUAUGUAUAAUUAUAUAUCACUAUAUAUAAUAACUAUAUCUUUAUAUCUGGUGCAGGUGAGUAAAUAACCCAUGCAAAUAUCUGGGGAAGGAAUAGUCCAGGCACUACAGGAAUAUCAAAAAGGCUAAUAUGACACAAGCAGAGUAAUGACAGAGUGAUAUGGAGUAAGGAGCAGAUGAAAUAAUAAGAAAAGUAGGCAGGUCGUUUUGAGGGGUAUGCUUCUCAAAUUCUAAUUUGCAUAUAAAUCACCAAGGUUUCACAUUAAAAUAAAGAUUCUGAUUCAGGUGGUCUGGAGAGUUUAUAUUUCUUACAAGUUUCAGGGGAUGCUGGUGCUACUGGUCUGUGUAUCACACUUUGAAUACCAAAGGACUGGAGAUGCGUGCAUGGUAAGGAGCUUUGGGAUGUGAGUAAUGUGGGUUGAAUUGUGUCUUCCCCAAAAAGAUGUUCAAAUCCCAACUCUCAGUACUUGUAAAUAUGACAUUACUUGGAAAUAAAAUCUUGCCUAGUCAAUCAAAUUAAGUGGAUUCAGAUGGGCCCUUAUCAAAUGACUAGUGUGCUUGUAAGAACGUGGAUAUUUAGAAAAACACACAGUGGAUAAAGUAUGUGAAGAUGAAGGAAGAGAUUGGAGUCAUGUAACUACAAGCCAGAGAAUGCCAAGGAUUGAUGGCAACUGUGAGAAGCUAGGAAAAGACAAGGAAGGAUCCACCCCUGGAGCCUUCAGAGACCAUGACCCUGAUGACACCUUACUUUCAACUCCUAGCCUCCAGAACUGUAAGAGAAUAAAUUUCUGUACUUUUAACCUACUCAGUUGGUGGUAAUUUGUUACAGUAGCCUGAGGAAACUAAUACCUUGAGUGGGAUGGAGAGUGAAGUCAUUGGAGGGUUUUAAGAGAAGAAUGGCUCGGUCUGACUUAUUCUUAAAGAAUCACCCUAAUUGCAGAAACAAGAAUAGACUGAAGGCAAGGGGCUACAGGGAAGUAGGAAGACCAGUUAGGCGGCUAUAGCAGUAAACCUAACUGGAGAGUGGAGAGAUGGUGGUUUGAAUCAGGGGGGUAGUGACGGUGGUGAGACAGGAACAGAAUCUGAAGAUGUUUUGAAUUACUAUUGAUAAAAUUUGUUAACAUAGUAUGAGCUAUAAAAAAAUGAGGGUGGCUGGGAAUGGUGGCUUACUCCUGUAAUCACAGCACUUAGGGAGGCUGAGAUGGGUGGAUUACCUGAGGUCAGGAGUUUGAGACCAGCCUGGCCAACAUGGUGAAACCCUGUCUCUACUAAAAAUACAAACAUUAGCCGGGCAUGUUGGCGGGUGCCUGUAAUCCCAGCUCCUAACCCAGGAGGUGGUGGUUGCAGUGAGCCAAGAUCGUGCCAUUGCACUCCAACCUGGAUGACAAGAGUGAAACUCCAUGUCAAAAAAAACGUAGAAUGAUUUAUAAUACCUUGGGUAGAAACCUAGUAAUGGGAUUGCUGGGUCAAAUGGUAUUUCUGGUUCUAGAACCUUGAGAAAUCACCACACUGCCUUUCACAAUAGUUGAACUAACUUACACUCCCAUCAACAGUGUAAAAGCAUUCCUAUUUCUCCAUAUCCUCUCCAGUGUCUAUUAUUUCCUGACUUUUUAGUGGUCGCCAUUCUAACUGGCAUGGGAUGGUAUCUCACUGCGGUUUUGAUUUGCAUUUCUCUAAUGACCAGUGAUGUGGGAGAUCGGUCAGGGUGGUGGGAGAAGCUAUAAGGAAAGAUGCAAGCCUUCUUGAAAGGUUGGAAGGUCUUGCAAAAUCUUAAUGAGAGAAUAAAUGUGAAGGAAGAAAAUUCUCUUUCUCUGAGGAUAAGGGUGAGAAGUAGGUGCAAGGAAAAGUGAAGAAGUUUAUCUAAAUAUGCUUGUUUACUUAUGUCAUCAGGAAACUGACUUUUGAACUUCUGAGCAUGAGACUGCUCCCUGUAAGAGGGAGCAAAAAUGUUAAUUACCCAGCAAUUGUGUUGACUCCAGACCUUGGACGUUAUACCAGUACUGAAUAAAUACAAGCAGCUCUGGCUUAUCGAGACUGCUAACUCUCCUCUGCCCCUAGUGCUCGCAGCCUCCUAGCCUGCUCUUACCCUGUAUAUUUGUGUCUGAGUACUCCUUUCUUCUGUUGCUCAGCCAGGGUCUGCGGGAUGGACCCGGCACAGUGAUCAUGAGCUUUUUUUCAUAUGUUUGUUGGCCGCAUAAAUUUCUUCUUUUGAGAAGUGUCUGUUCACAUCCUUUGCCCACUUUUUGAUGGGGUUGGCACAAGCACAUGUAUGUUUACUGCAGCACUAUUCACAGUAGCAAAGACUUGGAACCAACCCAAAUGCCCAUCAAUGAUAGCAGCCUGGAUAAAGAAAAUGUGGCACAUAUAUACCAUGGAAUAUUAUGCAGCCAUAAAAAAGAAUGUGUUCAUGUCCUUUGCAGGGACAUAGAUGAAGCUGAGAAACCACAGUCUCAGCAAACUAACACAGGAACAGAAAACCAAACACUGCAUAUUCUCACUCAUAAGUGGGAGUUGAACAAUAAGAACACAUGGAUACAGGGAGGGGAACAUUACACACAAGGGCCUAUCAGGGGGUGGGGGGUAAGGGAGGGAUAGCAUUAGCAGAAAUACCUAAUGUAGAUGACAGGUUGAUAGGUGCAGCAAACCACCAUGGCACAUGUAUACCUAAGUAACAAACCUGCAUGUCUGCACCUGUAUCACAGAACUUAAAGCAUAAUUAAAAAAAAAAAUAGGGCUGCCAAGGGUAUAAACCGGGUGUUUCGUGGCUUAAUAACUGUAUAACUAUAAGGAUGGAGUCUAUUACCUCCUGAUAUGAGGAACAUGAUGAGAGAAGGUGAGAAUGGGGAAGAUGCUGGGUAAGUGGGGAGAAUAGUAGAAGGAGAUUAAGAGCUCUUUUUGAGGUAUGUUCACUUUGAGAUGCCUAUUUUGCCUGCAAGUGGAGAUAGUAAUUAGGCUACUUGGCAUAAGUCUGGAGUCCAGAGCAUAGGUCUCCACUGGAGAUUUAUCUGAUAUGAGUUAUUAAGAUAAAUUAUGAUGUUUGGCAAGCAUGUCCUUAAGUUGUGAGAUUAACAUCAAGAAGGACAAUCAUGUACUUCUAAAACAUGGUGUUCAGUGUCACUUAUUUGAAAACGUACUGGGCCAUUAUUUGACCUGUGACAGUUCUGACAUUCAUUCUAAGACUACCAGAUAUGAAAGUCAGGAGACUGAUUAUUUUCUUUUUUGGUGCUUUUCUCACUCUAAACUUCAACUUUCCAUAUCAUUAAAGCCACUAAGGUAAACAAUUAGCCUAAGAGGUAUAUUCAUUAUUUUUUUGCUGCCUUUAAAUUUGAUGCCUCAUUGUAAAAAAUAUGACCUCACUUGUAUUUGUGUGGAUGAUAUUUUAAAAGAUCAUACUGGGCAGAGAAUAUGGACAAUUUCAUUAUUUAAUACUUUAGACUAAUGCCAAUCAUUCAAACAUGAAUUCUUCAUUCAUCUGUCUUGUCAAAGAAACAGAGCUCAUAUUGCAUAUGUGAAAUAUCACCUAGUGUCUAUUUCAAUCGUAUAUAUUUUCUGUUUGUAUCUUAGAAAAAUUAUUCCACCUCAACAAGCAUAUUGCUUGUUGGAAUUAUCUGGAUAUAGUGAUAAAAUAAUUAUUUUCAUCAACAUCUGAAGAAAAUGCCUAUGUAUCUGUUGGGAUGGGAGGUGGGAUGGAGAGGUGUGCAGUUGUCUAGCACCACUUGUGGCUGGGAAGGUAUGUGUGUCUACAGUAACAGAAAAAAUUUAUUGUUACCACAAAGAUUCCCCAUAGCUCCUUUAAAAAUAAACCUGCCAUCUUGAUCUCCAUCUGCCUGAAUCUUUGCGUAUCUCUCCCUUGGUUCAAAAUUCUGACAGAGAAUAGAAGCAUAUUUAUCAAUCCUUCAAGCCCCAGUAGAAACAUCAGGGGGAGAAAACUUACCUAUUUUGAAAUGGUUGACCAAUUCUCAGUGACAAAGCUACAGUUACAGUCUGAUUUUCUUGUCCAUUGCCAAGAAAAAAUGAUUCAGUCGGACUCCAAUUUAUAAGGUCAUGUUGAAAGCAAGAAUCCUACUUGUAGACAUUCUUCUUCUAGGCAUGAGGAAUGGUUAUUCCAGGUAAUGGAUUCCUAAUUUGCCGUUCUGUGGAACUAGAUUUGCAUGACAGAUGACAGAAUAUUUGUCACCUUAAGAUUCUUGAAAAAUUAAUUUAAAGCCAUGCUAUUUCUAAUUGUUUUGGCUUAUGCUCUGAAGUUUUUUUUGUUUGUUUUUUGUUUUUUUGAGACAGAGUCUCGCUCUGUCGCCCAGGCUGGAUUGCAGUGGCACAAUCUCAGCUCACUGCAAGCUCUGCCUCCCAGGUUCACGCCAUUCUCCUGCCUCGGCCUCCCGAGUAGCUGGGACUACAGGCGCCCGCCACUACACCUGGCUAAUUUUCUGUAUUUUUAGUAGAGAGGGGGUUUCACCGUGUUUGCCAGGAUGGUCUCGAUCUCCUGACCUCGUGACCCGCUCGCCUCGGCCUCCCAAAGUACUGGGAUUACAGGCGUGAGCCACCGCGCCCGGCCCUGAAGUUUUUCUAAGGCUGACAAAAUUGUGGUCACCAACAUAAUAGGUACCAUUUU
Molecule: messenger RNA, 10403 nt
Organism: Pan troglodytes (chimpanzee)
Lineage: Eukaryota; Metazoa; Chordata; Mammalia; Primates; Hominidae
Product: unconventional myosin-Vb-like
Exons: 1
Coding region: 434-1300 (288 amino acids)
Molecular function (GO): GTPase binding
Source: RefSeq, a predicted model, not a curated record